Momordica charantia (bitter melon) is the source of this 2519-nucleotide messenger RNA. It is a transcript of the gene MIRO3, whose product is annotated as MIRO-related GTP-ase 3. Lineage: Eukaryota; Viridiplantae; Streptophyta; Magnoliopsida; Cucurbitales; Cucurbitaceae. Gene Ontology annotation, cellular component: mitochondrial outer membrane. Gene Ontology annotation, molecular function: GTPase activity; calcium ion binding; GTP binding. The record is from RefSeq and is a predicted model, not a curated record. Gene Ontology annotation, biological process: mitochondrion organization.
ACCAAGAAAAUAAGAGGAAGCAAGAAAGGCGAAGGAGCUUUUUGUCUCUCUGCGAACCACAGUUCUCUCUGUGUCUCUAUAUCUUCUUCCCGACGCAUCCAUAGCCGCCGCUGCCACUUCCGCCAGCAGCUCCGCCCCAUCGCCGUCGCCGGUGCUGCUGACGCCUCCGCGUCUGGUGGCGCUUUUGAAGUUCCAUAGCUUCAAAUAGAAUCGUCACAAAGUUUUAGACUUCCAAUGGCUAGAGCGCCAGCUGGAACUGCAAACUCAGGUGGCAGGACCGGGGUUCGCAUAGUUAUUGCUGGGGACCGUGGAACCGGAAAGUCGAGCUUGAUCGUAACUGCUGCGGCGGAGAAUUUUCCAGUGAAUGUCCCGCCAGUAUUGCCACCGACGAGGCUGCCCGAAGAUUUUUACCCAGAUCAUGUUCCUACCACUAUCAUCGAUACUUCAUCCCGCACUGAGGAUAGUGCAAAAGUUGCUGAAGAACUUAAGCGAGCUGAUGCAGUGGUGCUAACUUAUGCUUGUGACCAGCCUCAGACCCUUGAUCGACUGAGUACUUUUUGGCUUCCUAAACUUCGGCAAUUGGAGGUGAGGGUUCCAGUUAUAGUGGUUGGCUGUAAGCUGGAUUUGAGAGAUGAGAACCAGCAGGUUAGCUUGGAGCAGGUUAUGUCCCCAAUAAUGCAGCAGUUUCGAGAAAUUGAAACAUGCAUCGAGUGUUCGGCAUUUAAACAUAUUCAGAUUCCUGAGGUUUUUUACUAUGCCCAAAAAGCUGUACUUCAUCCAACAGGCCCACUUUUUGAUCAAGAAACGCAAACUCUAAAGCCUAGAUGUGUUCGAGCGCUGAAACGGAUAUUUAUUCUUUGUGAUCAUGAUAAAGACGGUGCUUUGAGUGAUGCUGAGCUGAACGAUUUUCAGGUCAAAUGUUUCAAUGCUCCUUUACAACCUUCUGAAAUUGUGGGGGUUAAAAGGGUUGUACAAGAAAAACUUCCUGAAGGAGUGAAUGAUCGUGGGCUCACUUUGACAGGAUUCCUCUUUCUUCAUGCUUUAUUUAUAGAGAAGGGGCGUUUGGAGACAACAUGGACUGUACUUAGGAAGUUUGGGUACAACAACGAUAUCAAACUUGCAGAUGAACUAAUACCAGCUAUUGGAAAGAGAGCUCCAGAUCAGAGUGUGGAGCUGACAAAUGAAGCUAUCGAGUUUCUAAGGGGAAUAUUUGAACUCUAUGAUGGUGAUGGUGAUGGUGUCUUACGGCCUCGUGAUCUUGAAGAACUAUUUUCUACCGCACCCGAGAGUCCUUGGAAUGGAGCUCCAUACAGAGAUUCUGCGGAGAGAAAUGCAAUGGGAGGAUUAUCAAUUGAUGACUUUUUAUCACUGUGGUCUCUCAUGACACUCCUAGACCCAGUUUACACCAUAGAGAACCUGAUAUACAUUGGUUACUCUAGUGAUCCGUCAACUGCUAUUCGUGUGACAAGGAAACGGCGAUUGGACCGCAAGAAGCAACAAUUGGACAGAAAUGUCCUUCAGUGCUUUGUGUUCGGGCCUAAGAAGGCUGGGAAAUCUGCUUUAUUAGAUGCAUUUCUUGGAAGGCCAUUUUCUGAGACUUACACUCCUACUUCUGAAGAACGCUAUGCUGUAAAUGUUGUUGACCAACCUGGAGGAACAAAAAGAACCCUUAUUUUGAGGGAGAUACCUGAAGAUGGAGUGAAAAAAUUGUUGUCUGGCAAAGAGUCUUUAGCUGCUUGUGACAUUGCACUAUUUGUGCAUGACAGCUCCGAUGAGUCCUCCUGGAAGAAAGCAACUGAUUUACUGGUUGAAGUUGCCAGUCAUGGUGAGGAUACUGGCUAUGAGGUGCCUUGUUUAAUUGUUGCUGGCAAAGAUGAUCUCGAUUCAUUUCCCUUGGCGAUACAAGAUUCUACAAGGGUGAGCCAAGAUAUGGGUAUAGAAGCUCCAAUACCUAUCAGCACAAAAUUGGGUGAUUUCAAUAACGUGUUCCGAAGAAUUGCAUCAGCUGCAGAGCACCCUCAUCUAAGCAUACCCGAAACUGAGGCUGGCAGAAGUCGCAAGCAGUACCACAAGCUCAUAAACCGCUCUCUUAUGUUUGUUUCAGUCGGAGCUGCUGUAGCGGUCGUAGGACUGGCCGCUUACCGUGUCUAUGUCGCGAGGAAGAAUUCUUCCAGCUAAUUGAUGAAAGGGCAAUGACAAUCGACAAUGCAUCAUUUUUCUUUAGAUAUGGUUGGUAUCCUAAAUCUUUAUACUUUUUCUCCGACUUCCUUUGGUUUCAUGAGUUGGCUUAUUAGAUAUAUAAUAGAUAAGUUGCAAUUUUCAAUCAAAAGAGCGCACUUGUAGUUUUAGCUCUCUGGUUUUUCUGUAUAAUAAUUUUAAGUUAUCAGUAUAUUGUCAAACCCUAUUAUGCUAUAGGGGUUUAUCUCUCUUUUUGCUAGGGUUUAUGGUUGUACAAUCAGACCAGUCAUUCAAGAAGGGAAAUGAAAAUUUUUGCUAAGGAAAUAUUAAAUCUGUGCAAA